Molecule: messenger RNA, 2475 nt
Organism: Lymnaea stagnalis (great pond snail)
Lineage: Eukaryota; Metazoa; Mollusca; Gastropoda; Lymnaeidae
Source: the annotation of a GenBank genome assembly
CUGCGAAUGAUGUCUGUUAAUCCUUCUCUCAGAAACUAUCAGUUUGCCAGCUUCCUUUCAGGACUGUUAUCAUAUGAUCCAGGUGAUUGAAUUUUUCUCUUUCAAACAAAGGUUUGAACCAACAGAAAAUUGAUUUGAACUACAUAACUUAAGCGUGUGCAUUGAUGUUUCCAGUCUAUAAAUAAUACGAUUUACCUCAAUAGAUUAAAAAUUAAAUGAUUCUCUCUCUCAUCUAUACACAUGUUAUAAUAUUAUGGAUUUCUUUCAUUAUAUGCCAGUGCCAGUAUUUUGUGAAAUGUUGGUGCUUUCUGUUUAUUUAUUUUGUUAUCCGAGUUUCAAUAUUAGCUCAAUCCCACCUGAUGCAUGAUUUACAUUCAGUAUUUCCUACCAAAUGAAUUAACUCCAAUUUUCUAUUGAACUUCAAUUUUAAUUAAUUUUUUUUAGUUCCUAAAUAUUAAUCAAUCAUAACAAACUAAAGACAGAUGCAUCUAGAAAUGGAUAAAGUUUAAGAAAAAUAAAACAUUUAAUUGCCAUGAAAUAAAGAGCAAUGACAAAAAAACUCAAUAUUUGCGAAUCUUGCUCACACAACAUUUCUUUAAGACCACCACAUCUCUAUAAGACCUAUACAACAUCUCUAUAAGACCAACACAAAAGAUCUCUAUAAGACCAACACAACAUCUCUAUAAGACCACCACAAAAUCUCUUUAAUAUCAAAACAACAUUUCUUUAAGAACAACACAACAUCUCUGUAAGUAGACCACCACAACAUCACUAUAAGACCACCAUAAAAUCUUUUUAGCUUUAAGACCGAAACAACAUCUCUAUGAAAACAACACAACAUCUCUGUAAGAUCACCACAACUUCUCUAUAAGUUUAAGACCACCACAAAAUCUCUUUAAGACCACCACAACUUCUCUAUAAGAACACAAAAUCUCUACAAGACCUAAACAUCUCUUUAAGAACAACACAUCUCUAUGAGACCACCACAAAAUCUCUUUAAGACUAAAACAACAUUUCUAUAAGAACAACACAACAUCUCUGUAAAACCAACAGUACUAAUGCAGGUAUAGAAUAAAAAGGAAGAUAAAAUUGUAAAAAGUAUGAUUUUAUGUAAUAAUCACAUCACCAGGGAAGUCUCAAGGGAAACAUGUACUACUAUAAAAUAACCAUGAGCGAGUUACCCCUCAAGGAUAUUUAGCUGCAUUGGUGGGAAAAAGUUAAGAGACAAAAAAUAAUGUUCAAAUUUACCUACUUAACACAUUUUUUAAAUUACAAACUUUGUAAAUUAUUUGAGGUUUCCAUAAAUUUGACAAAACCGAAAGUUGAAGUUAAUAAAUGUUCUUAUUUUUUCCACUAUUGGAUUUUAAUAAUCUGUCACAAAACUGUUAAUACUACUGAAGUCUUUACGUACAAUUUCUUUAAUUAUAUUUGUUUGUGUUUAACUGUAUAAUAAAUUAAAUAUCUUUUGAUGAAAUAUUUGUGCCCACAGACCAUAGGAUGACACCUUGGGAAGCUUUGCAACACCCUUUCAUGGCUGCAGAAAUCUGUAUUCCUUAUUUUUUAAACAGUAAGUCAGUUUUGAUAUUUAGGAAAAUAUAAUCUAAUGAAUCAUAUUUGUCACUAUUGUCUGGAUUAUUCCAGUAGUCUGUCAUCAGCUCACAAACUCUUAGGGUCUGACAAAACAUUUAUAGCAGUAAUAUAUAUGGCAUCCUUCCGUCUUCGCGAUACGAUGGAGUAUCUAUUGACUCUUCAUCAAAUCGCUUAUGAGGCCAAUCCUGGAAUGGCAGUCUCAACUGUAUUUCUCACAGGAGAAACUUGACUCCUGGUUAAAUUUGGCUCUUUUUGUUGCAAGGGCUUUGUUCAACAAUAAUAAUAAUAAUAGCAAUAAUUAUUUAGAAUUUGCAAAAAGUCUAACUCAGCAUGUGACAAUGGGCUUCUUAAAAAUUGAAUCUGGUUGUACACUUACUUGAAAAUUUUACAAUAUAGAAUCUAGUUAUAUACAAACACUUGUGCAUUAAACUCAUAUAACACAUGCGCAUGUGUGAAAACAGCGUUGUGGGCAGUUUUUUUUUCUCAUUUUUUGGGGGUAAUAUUUCUCUUAAGAAUUUACAUGUUUUACAUGAAUUUACAUAUAUUGAUAUUUAAAAAAAUUUCCCUUAGCAUUUUUACAAUUUUAAAUAUUUCAUAAACUUAUCCCUUCAGCGUUUUCUCCAGAGACAAACCUAACUUUAAAGCAAUCGGAUUAUCAACACAAGCAGAAGAUAUCAAAAAAUAUACUGAGAAUGUACCCAUCGACCUUUGACCUCCUGCGAGUUGGCACAAGUGACCCACCUUUAACAAGGUCUCCCAGCACAAAUCAAGUAAAACCUUCCACAACCAGUGCCUUACUAAAUGUUGAGGAGAAAUAUUUAUGUGCAUCUGGUGAAAGUUACAGGCAUAGCCCUAUAACAUCUACUGACAGAUGUAAGCAAGCAC